GAGGAGAGCGAGGGCGAGAGAACAGCGAGUCAUUGUGCUGGUACACCAGGCACUGGCAGACACACUCAAGACACAUUAACGCAUUCACACACUGACACAAACGCGCACAUAAACGCAUGCUUCUGCCCACCGCUACACAGACCCGAGCUGGCAUCCCAGAGGGCAGCACUUCACUCCUGUCCUUGCCUCUGAAUCUUACAACCCAAGUGACAUUCACUCUAGCUGAGCCACUUCAGAGGUCUGAAUCUGUAGGUUUCACCUCCAUCACAGGUUUAUGGCAUUUCGGGUCAAGCCCUGUAUCCAGAUCGAAGGUACCCAAAGCAAGAAGGUGGAGGAUUAGCAGAUGAGUGACUGUGGAAGGAUUUAAACUUCAGAGACUUUGUUGUCGCCCAUCAGUCUUUAGGUCCGCUUGUCAGCCUACUCUCUUCAUUUAUUGGAACUCACUUUGGAAAGACUUUGUCUUCGCAAUUCUUACUGCCGUUGAAGUCUAUCGAAGGCUUCUGUCUGUGCUAUCCAUUGGACUCUUCCAAGAGAUCAAGAUUCACCAUGGCAACUACUGGCAUGCAGCUGUUUGGCCUGGUCCUGUCCAUCAUGGGCUGGGUGGGUGGCUUCCUGGUGUGCACCCUGCCCAUGUGGAGGGUCACCGCCUUCAUCGGAAACAACAUUGUAACGGCGCAGAUCACAUGGGAGGGCCUGUGGAUGAAUUGCAUCUGGCAAAGUACAGGGGAGAUUCAGUGCAAGGUCUAUGACAGCCUGCUGGCUCUUCCUAGUGACAUGAAGGCUGCGCGGGGUCUGACGGUUCUCGCUUUACUCAUCUGCACCCUGGCACUCACUCUGGGUGUUCUGGGUGUCAAGUGCACAGAGUGCGUGGGCCUCCCAAGCCCCAAGGCACGCUUGGCCCGCGUGUCCGGUGUGCUCUUUGUCCUUGCUGGGUUCCUCAUCCUUGUACCUGUCUGCUGGACGGCCCAUUCCAUCAUCAGGGAUUUCUAUGACCCCUAUGUGGCGGCCCCUCACAAACGUGAGCUUGGCCCUGCACUCUACCUAGGCUGGGGGGGUUCAGCUUUGCUGUUGAUCGGUGGAUCGCUCCUCUACGCAGGGUCCAAUCCCCCUGGGAUUCCCUCUUCUCCUACAUUUAGCAGUGGCGAGAGCAGCCCACGUCGAGCGGGUGGACCAGCCCAGGUCAAGGGUUAUGUUUGAUGACCAGCAUCGACACACCAGUCCCCGAAAGCCUUCUCUGCUAGAGUUUCCCAUUGUGAUAGAUUCAAGUUAAUUUUAAUCUAUUUUUUAUCAUUCAGAAUAUUUCUGUAGUGUGAUGGUGGUAGUAAAUAGAAAUGUGAAAUCAAGUUUCCUUGCCACCUCUAAUGUCCACUUAUAAGUCUGUCUUUCUUCGCUAUUCAAUAAUAAAACCUUAAAUCCUU
Cyprinus carpio (common carp) is the source of this 1418-nucleotide messenger RNA. It is a transcript of the gene cldnk, whose product is annotated as claudin-4. Lineage: Eukaryota; Metazoa; Chordata; Actinopteri; Cypriniformes; Cyprinidae. The record is from RefSeq and is a predicted model, not a curated record. Gene Ontology annotation, molecular function: structural molecule activity. Gene Ontology annotation, cellular component: plasma membrane; bicellular tight junction. Gene Ontology annotation, biological process: cell adhesion; bicellular tight junction assembly.